Messenger RNA from Anarrhichthys ocellatus (wolf-eel), 4959 nucleotides. RefSeq lists its product as uncharacterized. Gene Ontology annotation, molecular function: dynein complex binding. NCBI's taxonomy places the organism in Eukaryota, Metazoa, Chordata, Actinopteri, Perciformes, Anarhichadidae. The transcript has 28 exons. Bases 430 to 4806 code for a protein of 1458 amino acids. The record is from RefSeq and is a predicted model, not a curated record.
UGAUGCAGCACCUGCAAACGAUAGCUUGCUGAUUGCACUAUAUUCCUUUUAGCGCGAGAGAAUUCAAGUUGCAUUUCAACAAGCCACAAUGCCCUCAUGUGCACAUACUUGACCUUACUAAUGUUUAUACACUAUAUUUGUGCAGUCUACUGAGCCUAACCUACCUCCAACAACACGUCUCUCUCUCUCUAUCUAUCUCACCUGUGGGCUAAUCACCUGUUCAGGUGUAAAACACGUUCCUGUCAAAUGGGUUAUUUGCAAUAUUUCCUAAAGCACCUGAAGGCAACACUGUUGACGACACUCGAAGCGCCACGCGAAGCACACGUGCACUCCGAAGCUUUCCGUUGCCAGGGUAACUAAGGAGUCUCAAGUGAGGUGGCAGAUAAACGGUAACGUUACCGGACAAAAUCCUUCGUUUUACCGGUAGUAAUGGACAUUCUGGAGAAAGUGAAACAACAUCUACCGACCAUCGACUUUGAUUCUUCAUCAUCCGAGAAUGAAGAGAUUGCCACUAUAUACCAAAGACCAGCUGGUCUGUCCCUGACGGUCCCGGAAGACUUUGAGCUUUUAUCAACGGAUGAUGAUGAUCUAGAGGAGCUGUUGAAACCUGUAGCUCAGACCUGCUGGUCAGAAGAGAGUGGGCAGUUGGAUGAUGAUGAACAUGUGGAAGGCACUACUGUAACUGAUACACAGCACUCUGAUGCUGAUGUUGAGGCAGAUGCUUGUGAGAGAGGUAUUGUGCAGUUGAACAGAGCCAAGCCAGAUGCCUCUGUAACACCAAAUGUCGACAACACAACAGUUGAUGGGGGUUUUCCCCUUCUCUCAUUUGCAAGGCUUGACCAGUGGGAUUUGGAUGAUGUUCUCAAAAAUCUGGACGGGCUACCUCUGCAACAAUAUGCGUCAGUUGAACCUUUGAAAACAAAAGCAGAAGGUGCCAAGGACAGAUCCAAGGGAAAUAUAAUGGAGAGACUAGUUGCUUUCUGUAACAGCCAGUCAACCAAGUCUGUGUCCGAGCCUGUGAAAAGUCCAAACCACAUCAGACAUAACAAUGUGUGGAAAAAAUCAUCGGGGAGGUCGGAAGACGAGCUGCAGCUGAGCCAGCAGGAAUGUCCCACUGUCUACAUUGACCUGCGUUGCCCUGAUUCUUCAAAACAACCACCAAGAACAUCCCUAAAUCUUUCAUCAGAGUCCAAGUCAGCAGCCAAACGCAACAAUCACCAGGAAACACCACCUGCAAAGAAACUCAAUCUUAAAGUGCAUGCUGGAUCACGGAACGGGGACAGGGAAGUGACUGGAAAGAGUAUGCUGCUUCAGAAAAUCAGGGAGAUGAACAGAAAUGGAAAUGGAUAUCCGAAUGAAUAUGCAGACCCUACAUAUUCAGUGCCAGAGAAUGUUCCAGAGAAACUGAACGAGAAGCUACCCCAGGCUGAGUCACACAAUCUGUGGGGAGGCAGACAAUCUUCUCAUGUACAGGUUGAAUACAGAAACCCCAAAAUGAAAAGCCCACCAACAACUCAGCAAAGAACAACCAAACAACCAAAGCAGCAGAGUGACCACCAGAGAGCACGAGUUAAGCAGACAUAUCAACAUGAACAACAGCAGAUUCUUAAGCAACUGGAAAUUCAUCGUCCACCCAAAUCUGUCAAUCAGAAGCAGCCAGCUGCUGAAAGGACUGAUGUUCUUUAUGAUUUUGAAGCAUCUCAUCUACAGUCCAUCAGCACACUACCAGCAGAUAUUGAAAGUGAGAGACAUAUGCUACUAACUGUAGACCUCUCCAGUCCUGGCGUGGUUGGAUCCAGAUCUCACAGGACGAGAAAACAUCUGAAUUCAGCGGCAACCAAAUCAGACAUCUACAACACUUUAGUGGCUUGGUUUCUGUCUUUGGUUGGCCCUGAGCCACGUCAUGAGGAAGACGAGGUUGGUGCAAAGGUCCCAUUCUGGGUUGCAGGACUCCAGCAGCUGUGGACAGAGGACGGACUGGCUUUGCACGUCUUAGUUGUGGCUCGUCACUCCUAUACACCAAGGAAAAGGGACAAAGACAUCCACACACCUUUCUACAACCAUGUCUGCAGGUUCCUCACUGAGACCUCGCUCACUCUAAUCGCCAGCUGGCUGCCUCAGCUCAGAAACUUGCUGGACCAACAAGCCUAUGCCUCACCCAUCCAUCUGCCCUCUUCCUGUUUAGAUUGUUUCAUCUCCACCACCUCCAACAAAAAGGUUAUAGAUAGGACAUUUGGUCUCAGUCCAGGCUUUUACUGGCAGACUGUGGAGACUCAGGAGCAUGGUUGUAAGGGGAAAGAGACCACACAAGAGCUGCACACAGAAGUAUCGGUCGCUCUGGGGUGCAAAGCUUUCAUCCUACAUCCUGUCAUAACACACUACACCCUCCAACUUGUUCUCGACUCGGGGCUCGAUGUGUGUGGUCUGCGGCUCCUUUAUCCACCACAGGGGUUCCUGAGUGACAGUGCUGGUGCUGUACCAGUUAUCCAGAGAACUGAUGAGACCUGCCAGCCUGUUCUUGCCCUUGCUGUGCGGGGCCUUCAUGCCCACUCAGUGUUGAAAGAUCUAACUAGUUCGUUAGAUCCUCUGAUGCCCAGAGAGACAGAUCGCACACCUCUCGAGCCUCCUCUUUUCUUCUCCUCUCGACUGGCCAGCCAGGCCCACAGGGAGCUGUGCUUGUGGUUUUCAGGAAGAGUCGGAGGACAAAGUGCACACACUCACAACCGGCUUCUGAAUAGAGUUGUUCCUUCGAAUGACAGAAGAGGAGUCUUUCUGUGUGCUACAACGAAAGCUGACUUACUCCUGGUGGUGUCGCCUGCCGUGCCUCCAUGUUGUUACGGCCAAGUGCUGUCUGUUUGUGAACGCAGAGGCUUCAGACUGUGGGGGCUGCAGAGGCCACAGCUUCAGAGCAACGCAGCUGCGGUCCUUGGACUCUCCAACCAGCAGGCUCGCGUGUUCUGCAGCCCACAGACUGUGACCCCAGAUCAGGGUCAGCUGGAGCUGCCCUCUCACUGUCUGCUGUUGUUACUGAGGAAAGAAAAUGCAGUGCACCACGGUGUUAGUCUGCCAGCAGCUCUAAUGAGAGAAUUUAAGGCACAACAGCUUCUGGGUUGCAUCCAGUCCAGAGUUGAUGGAGUUCAGACAGUAGAGCCAAGCUUCUGUUUCCACACUGUGCCUUACAGCAGCUACGUGUACCGUGUCUUUGGUAAGCACCGUGUGUUCCGCAUCAGUAAAGUAGCAGAUGCUCCUCUGCUGUUUCCCUUUACGUUUCUUCUGUAUAUUUGUCUUUUAGUUCAGUGUAUGUGGGCAGUGCCAGAUCCCUCCAGUGUGAUUCUGUCACAUCAGAAGUGUUCAUCCAACUCCGACAUGGAGCAGGUGGCGAUUUUGACCUUCUGUGGAAAGGACAUGAGACAGGGCCUGAGCCUCCUACACAGAGUGCUGACAGAGGAGCCAGAAGGAUUCAAGCUGCUUGGCCUGAAGUGGCUGCCUGCGUUGACUCGACUUCAGGCUCAGGAGCUGAAUCCAUACGAGGUGGGGCAGCAGCUCUGUCAAGACAGCGUGGACAGACUGAUGCCAUCUCCUGCCCUAGUGUGUGCUCUUAAACGUGUGGAUGCUGUGGCUUCACUGAGGAAACUCUUACCGCAAGAUGACCCCGGUAACCUCAGUGUCCUGAUGUCACCCACACCUGAAGUGGCUUUCAGACAAGCCUCCCUCUUCUUCUUUGAGCAUGAGAUGAUUCCUGACCACAGCGUUGUGAGGUUUCCUCCGCAAAACUGCAGUACAAAAGAUCCACAGAUCACUGUGUGCCUGUUCAAGCCAACAAUCUGGAAUCACACGCUGGCUAAAAUAGCCUGCGAACUCCAGCUGUGUGGCCUCACAAUGGUGGGCCUGCAUGUAGUGAUCCUGGACAAAAGCACCGCCCACUCACUGCUGCCUGCAGAAAGUGACCCCUCAGACUUGGAGGCCCAUGUGGAGUACUUGUGCUCUGGCUCCUCAUUGGCUCUCUGCCUCCAGGGGGAAAAUGCUGUAAGUAGGCUGCUGGAUGUGCUGGACCGAGACGACUCGUCGCUGUGGACCUAUCAUGGCAUGGCUCAUUCAUACAAUGGCAUUUAUGCAUCAGGAUCAUAUCAGAAAGCGAUUCAGGAUGUGAGGAGGUUUUUUCCAGAGGGGCUGUGCUGCACCGAGACCAGCACAAUGAGACGGGAGCAGGUAUGCCUAUCACACGCAUUUCACUUACGACUGAUAAAAGACAAACAUUCUGCGUUUGUGCUCGCUUCCUUCUUUCAGAUACUCAGCGUGCGCUCAGACCCUUUAGUCUCUGUGGAGCGUCAACAGAGCUGCACAUCGGCUUCCCCUUCAGGGGCAUCAGGACCAAAUAGAGGGAUACACAGUGCUCUCUGGCAGACAACCUGUCUGCUCUUACCCUUGAAUGCUCCACCUCUCAGCCGAGUGCCAUCCCAGCUGGCAAUGCUUGAGCAGCUGCUGAGGUCAGGCUGCCAUCUGGUGGCAGGUAGGAUGAGCAUACUGGAUAAUGAGGAGAGGAAAUAUAUCGCUGAGACACUGGAAGUGUCAUCAAGAGGGAACGAAAGGAUGGCUCACCUUUACUCGGCUCCCUGUCUCAUCAUGGCGCUGCAAGGUAAAGCGGUUGUGAGCGGCUUUAACUUGAUUCUUAGAAGUAUCUACAAGGAGAGGCCAGAACUAGAAAAAGUGGGGGAAAUGAUAGUCUACCCAGAGUGCCAGAAAGAGGCCCAGCAGCUGAUAUGCUACCUAUUUGAGGCCUCGUCUCCUGCCAUAAAGUUCAAAUAGGUGCACAAAUACAAGCAUGCCAAAGGUAAUGGUGUUAGUUGGCAUUUUUAUGUCUGUUUUGAAAAAUGUAUUUUACAAUUCAACUGCUCAGGACAGACUUGUUUUAGAUAAUAUAAAUAUGUUUACAAGCGACUGUAAUGUAAUAAAGUUAAA